Messenger RNA from Pyrus x bretschneideri (Chinese white pear), 1277 nucleotides. Its product is annotated as probable aquaporin PIP2-2. Bases 91 to 936 code for a protein of 281 amino acids. Lineage: Eukaryota; Viridiplantae; Streptophyta; Magnoliopsida; Rosales; Rosaceae. The transcript is spliced from 4 exons. Gene Ontology annotation, biological process: transmembrane transport. Gene Ontology annotation, cellular component: plasma membrane. The record is from RefSeq and is a predicted model, not a curated record. Gene Ontology annotation, molecular function: water channel activity.
CACCUCUCCAUCCACACUCACAAUCCCAAACGACAUCUCUCUUCUCUCAUUCCUCAAAAGCCAAAAGCCACAUAAUUAGUCACAGAAGCCAUGGCAAAAGAUGUAGAGGGAGCUGAGCACGGUGAGUUUGCCGCCAAAGACUACCAUGACCCUCCUCCAACCCCCUUGUUUGAUGCUGAGGAGCUCACCAAGUGGUCUUUCUACAGAGCUCUCAUUGCUGAGUUCAUUGCCACCCUCCUCUUCCUUUACAUCACAGUUUUGACCGUCAUUGGCUACAAAUCCCAGAGCGAGGCUGACCAAUGCGGCGGCGUUGGCAUUCUUGGUAUCGCUUGGGCCUUCGGUGGGAUGAUUUUCGUCCUUGUUUACUGCACCGCCGGUAUCUCAGGAGGACACAUUAACCCAGCUGUGACCUUUGGGCUGUUCUUGGCUCGCAAGGUUUCACUGAUCAGGGCAGUGAUGUACAUCAUAGCACAGUGUUUGGGUGCUAUCUGCGGUGUAGGGUUGGUGAAGGCCUUCCAGAAGUCAUACUACGUGAAGUAUGGUGGUGGAGCCAACGAGUUGUCUGCUGGCUACAACAAGGGCACUGGUUUGGGUGCUGAGAUUAUCGGUACCUUUGUUCUUGUCUACACCGUCUUCUCCGCCACUGACCCAAAGAGAAAUGCCAGAGACUCUCACGUCCCUGUCUUGGCCCCACUUCCCAUUGGAUUUGCUGUGUUCAUUGUUCACUUGGCCACUAUUCCCAUCACUGGAACUGGCAUCAACCCUGCUAGGAGUUUAGGAGCUGCUGUCAUCUAUAACAAGGACAAAGCUUGGGAUGACCAAUGGAUCUUCUGGCUUGGACCUUUCAUUGGAGCUGCCAUUGCUGCCUUCUACCACCAAUACAUUCUGAGAGCAGGAGCCAUCAAGGCUCUGGGAUCUUUCAGAAGCAAUGCUUAAUUAAUUAAGCCUUUUAAUUUCAUCCAUGGUUUUCAAAUGGAGAUGGUGUUUCUAAAGGAAUAACAAAAUAGAGGAGUGCAAGUCUCUCAUGGUCUCAAAAGGAGAAAUUUGAAGGGCUGUGGAACUGUAGAUAAUCACGGCUUUGGGCAAAGAGUGCUAUUUUGUAUCCCUCUCUUCUUUGUUAUCUUUGCUUUGCAUGUUUGUGCUAUUUUCAUUUCUUCUGUGUAUUCUUAUCUUUUAUUUUAUUUACUACUUUCUCUUGUCACCUUUUCAAGUGGUUGUGUAUUUAUAUUGAUGCCAGAGAAAGCUAAUGAAAUACGAGCUGUACCUUGUAAUGCUUA